Molecule: messenger RNA, 2680 nt
Organism: Micropterus salmoides (largemouth bass)
Lineage: Eukaryota; Metazoa; Chordata; Actinopteri; Centrarchiformes; Centrarchidae
Gene: dnajb9a
Product: DnaJ heat shock protein family (Hsp40) member B9a
Exons: 3
Coding region: 193-846 (217 amino acids)
Cellular component (GO): endoplasmic reticulum
Molecular function (GO): protein-folding chaperone binding; misfolded protein binding
Source: RefSeq, a predicted model, not a curated record
CCUGUGUAGUUACCCCGAUUAAGUAAAAGGACCGAAGAAAACAAAUGAUGCUACUUUUGAUCAAUGCUUUUCCGUUAACACUCACAACCUAAAGCGAUAACUUAACACUGACAUGUAGGUAAAUAGUAAAUAGACAGAACUAUACACCAUCUAAGCAGCACUCGUGUCCUCGAAAAAGGGGGCGUCAAAGCCAUGGCAACUGCACAGUCUGCUGUAACGCUUGCCGUGUGCAUCCUCUUGAUAACAGAGCUGAUACUUGCCCGGAAGGACUACUAUGAUAUAUUGGGAGUGCCUAAAGAUGCUACAGAGCGACAGAUAAAAAAGGCUUUCCACAAGCUCGCAAUGAAAUAUCACCCAGAUAAGAACAAGAGCCCGGACUCUGAAGUGAGAUUCAGGGAAAUUGCUGAAGCUUAUGAAACUUUAUCAGAUGAAACUAGAAGAAGAGAAUACGACCAGUUUGCUGACACCUCUGCAUACUUCACUGGGGGGAUGCAAGGAAAACAUAGACAGGGUGCCCACCAACCUUUCAGCUUCAACUUUGAUGACCUAUUCAAGGAUUUUGACAUCUACAGCCAGAACAGGCAUGCCCGUCACCGAAGACACUUUGAUGAACACUCCAGGUCCCACAAGGAGUCCCACAGCAGACAUAAGAGACACUUUCAAGGAGGUUUUGGAGCAGGUAUCUUUGAUGACAUGUAUGAUGACAUAGAAAGGAUGUUUACUUUUGACAGACACACCAAACAGGCUGAAAACAGGUUUCAUGGUGGGUCAAAACAACACUGUAGAACAGUGACACAGCGCAGAGGAAACAUGGUAACCACAUACACAGACUGCACUGCAUCUUAAGAUGCAAUAUAAAAUGACCUCUGCCUCAAAACUGCCUUAAGGGGAUACAAUACUAUUGUAUUGAUUAGGUAAUUUUAAGCCACUCGGUUCAAGUGCUGUGAAAUUUGAACCGUGACAUUGAGAUCUGACAUUCAGGCACAGAAUGACACAGUAAAGACUCAGUUUACUUAGCUACUUAGGUCUAAAUUCAAAUAAGCUAUGUUCUAUUCAAGCUAUUCCCUGUGUGUGCACAUGGACUUGUAUAUGAUUGUAGUAGUUUUUCACUUAUUGUUAGUAAGCUGAGAGGGAGUAUUUUGUCAGUAUUUUUAAGCACCUUCUUUGAUAAUGUAAUUUCUUAAGUGUACUGUUUGGAAAAAUAAAACAAUCAUACAGAAUUUGACACAGGAAUAUCUAUGUGUUAGUUCAUCACUAGUUCACUAUGUCCACCUUGUUCUUUUGUACAGUUUUUAGUUUCUUUUGUAUAGGUUUUGCCAUUGUGGGUCUCAAAACACAACUGAAGGUAGAAACAAUAGCAGCCAGUGGAGUUUUGCUUAUGGUUGUCAAAUGAGAGGCAAUGUCAACAAAAUUCUGAGACCCUCCACUUGUUGGCUUGUUUAACUGGUGUUGGUGAACUACACUACUUGUUGAAAUAUGUACUCUACGCUGUCAGUCACAUUUUUUGAAUGUCAUAUAUUUUAAAAUUUGUGGUUAAAUCUCCAUCCAUGCAAUUGUAAAGUAAUUGUAAAUACAUGUAAAGGAGAAAAUCCAAGUAGGAAAGAGCUAUAAGUAAGAAAUGCUUGUUACUCAGAUUUUAGUGGAGGUAGCCUAGAUUUACAGGGGUGGGCUGAACACAGAUGCCAUAGCUUUUCAAUUAAUACAAUUAAGAGUAUUUUUUUUAACUGUGUUUUGGUAUUUAAAUAGCUAGAUUGAGACCAUCUUUAGUACAAAAAAGUCAUAACAAUUUCUGAUUUCUGAAUCCCACAUUUACGAAUAUUUUCUAGGUGUAGAGUACUGAAUCGGAAAUUGACAAUUAUAAUGUUUGAAAUUUAACCAAAAAUCCUCAAAUAUAGGUAUUUAAAAAUUUGACUGGCAUUUCAGACAAACUACAAAAAAAGUUAUAUGUGUAAAAUAACUUGCAGAGGAAUUGAACUGAGUACAGUAUGUACUAGAGGUUUUAUGAUUACUAAUUUUACUAGUCACAAGGGUUUGUAUUUUUACUGCAUGCAUAUUUUUAAAAUGAAUGUGUAGUGUAAGAAUACUGCAGUACUAUAAUGCUAUAGUAGAGUUAUAAUGCUUAGUACAUACAGGUAUCACUGUUCAGCACAUUAUCUGAAUCUGGUGAUGGCUUCUGCCCACAGUGUUGACUAGUUGAUAAAACCCCUAGUACAGCCUAACAUAUUGUUACCUUACGUUUAAACUGGUCACAGUGACAUGCUCCUUUUACACUGUAGCGUGCAAUAUUUAUCUCCUGUAUUGAUAUUGUUGUAAAUAUUCAAUGGCACUUUCAAUUUUGUAUAAUUGGAAAAUGUGUUUUCAGAAAUAAAAGGGAGACCAAACUGAGCUUCCUUCUGUUUACUUUAGGGCUGUAAGGGUGAGAAUGGUGUGUUCAUUCACAUUUUGAAUAAGAGAAGCAAAAUAGGGCAUAUUCCAUCUUUAAUGAACAUUUUGUUGCAUUGUGAUAUAUUGUUAUGCUUCUAACACAACUGUGUGGUCAUGCGAAAGUAACUUAUGAGUGACAAUUAUAGACAGACCACAGUAUUGCUUGAGGCUUCCCGAAGAUUUCUUUGUUAAACUGAUGACAAACUGUACUGUACUGUUAGUAUACUAUAAGUUCCAAUAAAUUUAUUGAAACAAA